AUGCCUGCACCCGUCGUGCGGAUUAUAAAUGCGGAUCCGGAACGCGUUUACAAAGCUUCGCUGUCGCUUUCCGGAUGUGGAUUCCUCUGCAUAUAUCAUGCUGGUGUGUGCGCAGCUGUUAAAGAAUAUGCUCCGCAGUUGUUGCAAAAUCGAAUUUCCGGUGCUUCUGCGGGCUCCAUAAUUGCUGCUAGUAUUGUCUGUAAUGUCUGUAUUUCCCAAACUACGAGCUUCUUCCUCAGCGUCGUCUCUGAGGCAAGGUCAUAUACAUUUGGUGUUCUAAAUCGAGAUUUCGACUUGAUGAAAUUGCUGCGGAUGAAACUGAAUGCAAUCUUACCAAGUAAUGCUCAUGAGCUUUGCACUAAUCGACUGAGGAUUUCCGUAACUCGAUUCCGUGACAUGGAAAAUGUGAUAUUGGAUAAGUUUCACACCAAGGAUGAACUCAUUGAAGCAAUUUGUUGUAGCUGUUUCAUUCCUGUAUACGGUGGCUUUGUUUAUCCAACGUUUCGGGAUGAAAUUUACAUUGACGGUGGCGCUAGUAAUAAUCAACCGAUUAUCGAUACCGAUACUAUAACAGUCUCUCCAUUUUCGGGUGAAUCUGACAUUUGUCCAACAGAUGAAGAAAGCGCUAGCUUAUUUGAAUGGAAUUUUUCUGGUACUUCUAUUCGAUUGACAGCGAAUAAUUUGUAUCGCACUGCUUUAUGUCUUUUUCCUCCGUCUGUUGAGGAAUGUGCAUCCCUGUGCCGAAGUGGUUUCAAUGACGCCUUGAAAUUUCUUAUUGAUAAUGGGUUCACAUCAAAUGCAGUUUGCCUAGAAGCAGAUUUAUCAACUAAUUUGAAUCAGAUAAAUGAAGCACUUGAUGUGGCAAUAUCGUCGACCUCUACGAACCGUCAGGAAAGUUAUGAGGACGGAAGGAUUGUGGAAUAUAAUGAUGCUAUUCGCUCAGAGGGGUCUACUCAGUUACCUCAUUCGUUGCAAAGUGCAUUUGAUGAAACAAUGAAAAAAAAGUGGUUUCCGGAUUACAUUAGUUCAUUUCGGGUUGUUCAGUUAGCUCGCUGUGUAACAUUACCCCUUACUGCAGCUUAUCAGUGGUUCAAAUUUUGUCAGUGUUUAAGUACUUGGCUCGCAGCACGAAUUACCAGGCAUAUUGCAGACGACUGGUACAGUAUAAGAGUAAAGCAUAUCAUCAGUUUUAUUUUGAAUGAGAUUCAUGCGCAGAAAGCAAAAGUUUUUGCAAGCCAGCAUCUGGCAAUCGAAGUCGAGUUCACUGGAGAUGGUCAACAACCUAUUGUUUGA
Messenger RNA from Cercopithifilaria johnstoni, 1293 nucleotides. The record is from the annotation of a GenBank genome assembly. NCBI's taxonomy places the organism in Eukaryota, Metazoa, Nematoda, Chromadorea, Rhabditida, Onchocercidae.